Messenger RNA from Mastomys coucha (southern multimammate mouse), 3353 nucleotides. It is a transcript of the gene Saxo2, whose product is annotated as stabilizer of axonemal microtubules 2. Gene Ontology annotation, cellular component: sperm flagellum; centriole; axonemal microtubule. Gene Ontology annotation, biological process: microtubule anchoring. The transcript has 5 exons. Bases 705 to 1874 code for a protein of 389 amino acids. Gene Ontology annotation, molecular function: microtubule binding. Lineage: Eukaryota; Metazoa; Chordata; Mammalia; Rodentia; Muridae. The record is from RefSeq and is a predicted model, not a curated record.
GGCCUCCGUCACCGUCUGGUCGCCGGCGUCCCUAGCAAGUCCCCGCGACUCACCGGCUCCACGCCGCACCUCACCCACGCUUCUAAGACUCCAGAAGUAGCUCAGACCGGAAGUUGCAGGAACCGGGAGGCGGGGCCUGUGGGCCUGUGACCUCUGACCCGCGCGCGUCUAGAACGCCACCGGAAGCCACGUCGAUUCCCUUCAACUUGGAAUUCCGCGGUCGCCUUGACGACGGCAGACGCUAUAGCUGCUCUGAAGUGCCAGCUGAAGCCCUACAGAGAAGGACGCUGGAGCACAGAGCAUGAGGAACUGGUGUCUGUGCCAGAUUUGCACCUGCGGGGACGCCUGAUCUCAUCAUUUCUGUGAGCUGUUUUUUCAAAAAGACAGAAAAGUUUAACAAGUGUAAACAGCCAUAACUGGCAGCAAAACUAUAAAGCAGAAGGAAGAAAAUUGUCUUUUAAGGAUUGCACAUGUUAGACUAGGAGGAUUUUGCUUUCUUUUAUAAUUUGUCUGUGCUGUUAUGUCUUAUAUUUAUCCACAGUCUUAGACGACAUCGUUGUCCACAUGGAAUCACAAGGGUUUAUGAACAUUCUGGCAUAUCUUGCCCCACGACGGAGUAUUUGGAAAAAUAUCCAAAAUAUGGUGAUGUUCUUCCACCUCAGAGUCUUAAACCAAAGCAAGGAUUUCAAGCAUACCGUGGUAAAAUGGAAGGAGUAACCACAUUUAAGUCAGAUUAUCGCCCUUAUGAAGUAGUCAAGCAGCCUCGCCACAUACCUGAAGAAUAUAAACCCAAACAGGGGAAAAUUGAUCUUGGUACUACCUACAAGCGAGAUUAUAAUCCUUACAAGGUACAGCCUGUGGUAAAAGUCCGGCCUGUGGAAAGACAACAACUUAAAAAAGGAAAGUUGGACACUAUCCCAACUUAUAAAGAUGAUUAUAGAUCUUGGGAUAUUCAGAAAUGUGAACUGUGUAAACCAGAGCAAGCUUACCAUCCCCCAGAUGUGAAAUUCGGAAACUCAACUACAUUUCAGGAUGACUAUGUUCCCCGAGAGAUAAAGCCCAGGCAAAGCUUUAAGCCCUGCUCUGUGGUCAAGUGUUCUGAAGGCCCUUUUAAUGGUGAUACAAGUCAUCGUCGAGAUUAUGUACCUCAUCAGCUAGAAGUCAAGUUUGCAAGGCCAAAAGAAGUUUAUAAGCCUACUGACCAGCCUUUUCAGGAUCUCACCACUCACCGGAGUGAUUUUCAGGGUCUUACAGGUGAAACUGCAAAAAUCUGCAGACCUGCCUAUACCAGAGUGACCCAAAACAUUCAGUUUAAAGGAAGCACUGAAUUCCGUGACAGUUUCCAACCAUGGGAAAUCCCACCACCCAAAGUCAAGGAAGUGGCAGAAUAUGUGCCUCCUUCAGGAAGUAUGCAGUUAAACAGCUCCAGCCACCUUGACUAUGUUCCCUAUCAGGCCAGUCGUGUAGUUGCCAUUAGGCCAGUUUCUCACAGAAGGCAAAGCAAUUUUCCUUUCCAAGGAAAAAGCACCAUGAAAGAAGAUUUUCCAGCAUGGGAAAGUUGUCGUCAAGGACUUAUUAAGCAGCAGCAACAAAUUCCCAACCCAUCUGGAAAAUUUGAGGGUUUGAGCACUUUCAGAUCUCACUUUGUACCACAUGAAUGGAUUCCAACGGAGAGCUGCAAACCUUUAAAUAAAGCUCUUAAGAGUUCAGUUCCACUUGAUGAUGUCACCAUGUAUUCUAUACAGUUCACACCAAAGAAACAGGAAAUCUGCCCAGCUAGCUAUCCUUCUCCUCCUGGUUAUAUAUUUGAAAAUACAAAUUCCCAAGGACAUAAAUUAUUUCGCAAGAUUAUUCCUUCAGUGAAGGCCUUUUAGUAAUCAAUAUUUAAAAGAAAGCUAAUGAGAGUUUGAUUUUUAAAGAGAAACCCCAACUUUUAUAGUAAAAAAAGUCAUGAGAGCUGUAGAAUUUCAUUUUUAGCUUUUUGAACAAGUUGGAACAUAAAGAUCAGAGUUGACAAAUCAAUUUUUUUGAACCAAGGUCAUCCUGUUUAGCACAGGCUACCCUGGAACUUGCAGUCCACCUGUGUCAGUCUUCUGAUCCAAGAUUGUUCUUUAACAGGCAUUUCUGAAGGCUAAAUGAUGGGCACACUCAUUUACACAUGCUGUCUCAUAGCUUGUCCUCAGCCUGGUGUCAUGUACACCUCAUUUUACACUCAUGCAAUUAUACAGCUCCUCUUAUCAUCAUUUAUCAAUUACAUUGGGACUAUCUAGAACAAACUUGAAGAUGAAAUAUAAAUUACUCUUCUCAAAAUUCCAGGUUUUACACAUUGACUGAUUCAUUCAUUCACCUUUAACACAUCUACAGAGCAUAGGACAAGUCAAGUCAAGUUUUGUUUGAUGAUGUCAGAGACUACUGCUCUGCUCCUUUCCCUGUUCAAAACAGCAAGAGACAUUGUGGCUUGAAGAGGAAAUAUCCAAUAGGAUGGGAAUCAGAGGACCAGAGUUCAAGUUCAGUUUAUAUUUGUGCCACUGUAAGCAAACUCUUACAUACACACUCCUGUGGUUCGUGUGUUAAAGAAUAUUGGUUUUGCCUACCUCACAAAAGUUUGUUGGGAGCAUCGAGUUGUAUAAUACAUUUGAAUGUAUAAAGUACAAAUGGAAGGGGCUAUUAACAAACCCUCAGAUAACUUUUUGUACUUUUUCAUUUUCAAAUAAGGAUAGUUACAAACUUAAUACCCAUUACUUGGUCUCCAUGCAGCAAGGAAUGUAAAAUAACCUAAUUUGCUUUGAUUUUAUGAGUAAUAUGUGUUUGUAAGAGGCAUCUGUCCACUAUAGCUUCAUACACACCCUAUAAGUUACAGCAUAAAAUAGAGAACCUAGAUUAAAUACUUGGAUGUAAAUGGCUAUGUUUUCAAAAGGAAAUAUAUUUGCUGAAAAAGUUGUAGGGAACUUCCAGUUCUGACAAAGUCUUUCAUCCAGUGGCCACAUCCAGAAACACUGUUCAUUUGUAAGAGCCAUAACUACCUUGCUCAUGGCUGAAAGUAUAAAGUGCAAAAAGGAAGGGGAAGAGAUACCAGUAAAGGACCUAGAAAUAGCAUACUAUAAUUAUAAAUGUUGACUGCUUCAAGAGAGUGUUUUAGUAAGUGAUCAUGUAAGAUCGACUUUAGUUUAAAAUGAAUUGUAAUAUUUUCAUAGUUGUUUAAGAAUAUUACUAAGUGAAUUCAAAACAUUUAAUAAUUAUUUUAAUUAAUUGAAAGUAAUUCUCCAUGUUUGAUUCAUUAUAAAAAGAUAAUAUAUGAAAAAUUAUGUUUUAUAUAUAAUCUGAUUAAUAAAAUAUUGAUUUUCAUGAAGCCA